AUUGUUGCUUUUAAAUACAAUCAAAGUUGCAACAGAAAAAAAAAACAGAGCAAGAAAAAGCUAGAGAAAGAAUCUGAUAAUGAAGGGUCUUCAUUUCCACCUCUUCCUAGUCACCAUGACGGUCGCUGCAUCCAUCUCCGCGGAAACACCAGCCGCUCCGGCGGGCGGAGGAGCAUUGGCUGAGAAAUGUAGCCAAGUUAUUCCAAAGGUAAGUUUGUGUUUGGAUUUCGCGACCGGGAAAGCACCAAAACCGUCUGAGAAGUGUUGUGACGCUAUCGAAGAUAUAAAAGAGAAGGAUCCAAAGUGUUUGUGUUUCUUGGUACAACAAGCGAAGACAGGAGGACAAGCUAUGAAGGAUCUUGGUGUUCAAGAAGCCAAGCUUAUUCAACUUCCAACUGCUUGUCAGCUCCAAAACGCUAGCAUCUCCAAUUGUCCAAAGCUUCUCGGGAUUUCGCCGAGCUCGCCAGACGCAGCAGUAUUCACAAGCAAUGCCACAACAAUGACACCGGAGGCGCCGGCAGGGAAGUCUCCGGCAACUCCAGCGACGUCUGCGGAGAAAGGAGGAUCAGCUUCCAUAAAAGAUGGUCACCUCGUUGUGGCUCUAGCCAUCGCUUUGAUUACCGUCUCCUUCGUCUCGACCUUGCCUAGGAUGGCUUUGGCAUAGACGGUAGCUAAGCACGUGAGGUUUUGCUGAGGCACAUGUGACACUAGGGAUGUAAUUUUUCUUUCUUUAUUAUGUUGUGGUGCUUUUGUUUCAAACUUUCAAGACUUUCUUUUCAAGUAUGUUUCGUGGUUCGAACCAUUUGUUGUAAUGAGUGAACUUUCCCACGUAAUCGGAUCUCUUUCCGCAAAACCCACUGUUAUGUUCUAUAUAUUUGAGUUUUCACA
Raphanus sativus (radish) is the source of this 888-nucleotide messenger RNA. Its product is annotated as non-specific lipid transfer protein GPI-anchored 1. The coding region runs from base 80 to 664 and encodes 194 amino acids. NCBI's taxonomy places the organism in Eukaryota, Viridiplantae, Streptophyta, Magnoliopsida, Brassicales, Brassicaceae. The record is from RefSeq and is a predicted model, not a curated record. The transcript is spliced from 2 exons.